AUGAAUAUCCCAUCACCAAAGGACGACGACAAUGAUAGGUCAAAGACAUUGAGGUCAUUUUCAAUCUAUGAGAUUGGCUCAAAGAUCAUGUCUGUUGACUUGAUCAAACGAUUGAUGACCAUUCCCAACAUCACAUUCAACUUUGGCAAGUUGUUGUCACUGGCAAUCAAUUCCGGAAACAAGGAUAUGAUCACAUUUAUAAUGAAGGACGGAACGGAAUCAUUGGUGUCAACAGGUCAUAUUAUUUGUGCUCUUAAAGUUGGUGAUUUGGACACAGCCCGAGCGAUCAUUGACAUGGCGCCAAAGUUGAAGAUAUCCAGUGAUGAUUGCUUUGACUCUUUGAUAGAUCACAUUGGGGAGCCCAACAGCAAGGUCACUGAGGAUGUGAUCAUUGAGUUUGCAACCAAACUUCACAACAACUCCCAUCCCUAUUUAUUCAAAGUGCUCUUAAAGGCAGCCGCCAAACCAUUGUCUGUGAUCAAGAUGGUGAUCAAACAUUACACCUCAUUCUACGAAGGUGACAAGUUGGUUGGAGGCAGCAUUGGUGAUAUCAUUAACAGAUAUUGGAGUAUUUGUUUGACAAAGGAUACAUCAGUGUGGAUGACAGGAAUGAUCGGUUGGCAGGAUUGA
Acytostelium subglobosum LB1 is the source of this 630-nucleotide messenger RNA. RefSeq lists its product as hypothetical. The record is from RefSeq and is a predicted model, not a curated record. The coding region runs from base 1 to 630 and encodes 209 amino acids. The transcript is spliced from 2 exons. Lineage: Eukaryota; Evosea; Eumycetozoa; Acytosteliales; Acytosteliaceae.